Electrophorus electricus (electric eel) is the source of this 1456-nucleotide messenger RNA. RefSeq names its product VAMP (vesicle-associated membrane protein)-associated protein A, like (gene vapal). Gene Ontology annotation, biological process: neuron projection development. The record is from RefSeq and is a predicted model, not a curated record. Gene Ontology annotation, cellular component: endoplasmic reticulum membrane; plasma membrane. NCBI's taxonomy places the organism in Eukaryota, Metazoa, Chordata, Actinopteri, Gymnotiformes, Gymnotidae. Gene Ontology annotation, molecular function: FFAT motif binding.
AACUCGUCCCUGACGCGCGUCCACGUCCUUGUGUCAGUUGAGGUUUUGGAUUUCUGUGCACUCGCGGUCCAGCGUUGCGUAUCCCCUCAGCAAACAUGUCCAAGUUGGAGCAGGUCCUCGUCCUCGAUCCUCCAACUGAUCUCAAAUUCCGAGGUCCCUUCACAGACGUGGUCACGGCCACCCUGAAGCUGACGAACCCAUCAGACCGGAAGGUGUGUUUCAAAGUGAAGACCACAGCGCCCCGCAGGUACUGUGUGCGGCCCAACAGUGGCUCCAUCGACCCUGGCUCCUCCCUCACCAUUUCGGUUAUGCUACAGCCGUUCGACUACGAUCCCAAUGAGAAAAGUAAACACAAAUUCAUGGUGCAGACCAUCUUUGCGCCCAGCGCCGUCACAGACACAGAGACGAUGUGGAAAGACGCAAAGCCCGAUGAGCUCAUGGAUUCCAAGCUCAGAUGCGUGUUUGAGCUGCCUUCUGAAAACGAUAAGCUGAACGACUCUGACGUCACCACUGGCAGAGCCGGGCCCCUGCUCAACUCCUCCAAGCUGGACGGGCCGGCCGCGGCGAAGCCAGCCAGCUCCGCCCUCGACGACACGGAGAUGAAGAAGGUGAUGGAGGAGUGCAAGCGGCUGCAGGUGGAAGUGGGCAAGCUACAAGACGAGAACCGGCAGCUCAAGGACGACGGCUUGAGAUUGAGAAAGGCCCAGCGGCCCGAGCACACAGCCCCCAACUCCAGCUCUCUGAUCGGCCGAGAGGUGUCCGCCAGUUCGCUCCCCUCGCUCCUGGUCGUCAUAGCAGCCAUCUUCAUCGGAUUCUUCCUCGGCAAGUUCGUCCUGUAGGUGGACGCGAGGGGGGGGGACGUCUUGCGUGUCUGCCAGCCUGUCCACCGCUUCCAGAGAGAGAAAGGGAGAGGGAGUGAUCCAUCACGUGGUCUGGAUGAAAGGAGAAUGUCUUUCUGUUGGCUUUGCCAUAAUCAUUGGUAGCUGGGCCAGUGGCAGCGCACGCAUCUGUGUGGGAUCAUAGCGUGGGCCUUACCUUCCUCAGCCUCACACACGGUUAGAACGACAGGAGGGGGAGGGAGAAAGAUGAGAAGAGAAGCAGAACAGGAGAUAACAUUUCUCCCUUCUCCCUCUCUGUCUUUUUCCAUUUUGUUCUUUUCUUUGUGCGAUGGACAGAAGGAUAAAUCAAGCAGGUUUAUUGCACAGCACUGGGUUUAAGAGGGCAGCAGUUCAGACAGAGUGAUGCACCGUCACAUGAAAGGAAGACGAGCGAGCCACGUCUCUGAGACAUUCACUAGAAAGGUGUAAUAUAAACAUUUAGACCCCCUUCCCCCACACCAACCACUCUCUUCCUCGUUUUAUUAAGAGUUCAGUGAAAUGUUAGGUGUCUUGUAAAUGUAAUUUUAAUCCUUUUUAAGUGAAGGAAAAGAAACUUCCAUCAAAACAAAUAUCCAAAA